Molecule: messenger RNA, 2749 nt
Organism: Daphnia pulex (common water flea)
Lineage: Eukaryota; Metazoa; Arthropoda; Branchiopoda; Diplostraca; Daphniidae
Gene: Pms2
Product: mismatch repair endonuclease PMS2-like
Exons: 13
Coding region: 46-2523 (825 amino acids)
Biological process (GO): mismatch repair
Cellular component (GO): MutLalpha complex
Molecular function (GO): ATP hydrolysis activity; ATP-dependent DNA damage sensor activity; mismatched DNA binding
Source: RefSeq, a predicted model, not a curated record
GGAAAAGAUAAAAAUAUUUUGUUGCUUAAAUUUUCUUCUUUACUAAUGGUCCGGCAACGUUCAAUUGGAAUUAUUAUCAAGAUGGCUUCGGCAGCAAACGGCGGUAUUAUCAAACCAAUUGAUCACAGCACAGUGCACCGGAUUUGUUCCGGACAGGUUGUUUUAACUUUAGCCGUUGCUGUCAAAGAACUGGUGGAGAAUAGCCUCGAUAGUGGGGCCACAGCUGUUGAAGUCCGUCUGAAAGAAUUUGGCAGCGAUUCAGUUGAAGUUAUUGAUGAUGGUUCCGGUAUUUCUCCUUCCAAUUUUGAGAAUCUCUGCCUCAAACACUAUACAUCCAAAAUUGAAGAGUUUGAAGACUUGCUUAAUGUUCAAACAUUUGGUUUUCGAGGAGAAGCAUUAAGCUCACUUUGUGCCCUAAGUGCUCUUAGUGUUACAACAUGUGAAAAGGGCAGCAAAAUCGGUUGGAAACUUGAAUAUGAUUCCCAUGGCAAACUAGUAAAACAAACUCAGUAUUCCAGACAGCCUGGGACAUCAGUUAGUUUGUUAAAUCUGUUUUCAACCCUGCCUGUACGACAUAAAGAGUUCUUAAAGAACUUGCGAAGAGAAUUUGCCAAAAUGACCAAUAUGCUGACUGGAUAUUGCUUGAUUUCUAAAAAGACAAGAAUAACUUGCACAAACUCAACUGGUGGAAGAACAAGCACAGUUUUGUCUACUAGAGGUGGAGCACACUUGAAAGAUAAUUUUACAUUAGUGUUUGGACAGAAAAGUUGGCAGAACAUGUUAGAAAUAAAAGCAACUCAGCCGUCAGAAGAUAUUUUAGCGGAAUUCAAUCUGAAUGCGAAUAUCUUGCCCAAGUUAAAUGAAUGGCCUUUCCAGUUUGAGGGUUUCGUCUCGAGCUGUGCACACGGUACGGGCCGGAGUUGUGCUGAUCGCCAGUAUUAUUUUAUUAACGGUCGUCCGUGUGACCCUGCUAAAGUUUCAAAACUUGUUAACGAAGUCUACCAUUCGUACAACCGCAACCAAUAUCCGUCCAUUGUGCUCAACAUAACCACUCACUCUAGUGAAAUAGACAUCAACGUAACACCCGACAAAAGACAGUUAAUGGUUGCAAACGAAAAGAUACUUUUGGCAACUGUUAAAGCGUCGUUAAACGAAAUUUACCGUGAAAUCCCUUGCACGUUUAGUCUGCAAAACAAUUCUUUGUUAAACACAUCUCCUGCUGUUUCGACGGAAUCGCCCGGAACACCUUCGCAACGUUUACGAUCCUCUCUUGCUGCGUUUGCUGCCGCUGGUUGGAAACCCUCGUCACCUUGUUCCCCUGGUGAAAAACGGAAACUUGACUCCUGUUCUCCGGCUUUAAAACAAAAAAGAUUGGAUGAUUUCGUCACAAUUCCUAUUUCCCCUUCGGAAAAAAAGACAAAGCUUGAUGUUUCGAUUCAAGACACACAACAAGCAGAUACUAAAUGGGAAAACAACUUGAGUUUUACAAACAUCAAAGAGAUGGAAUCCUCCACGGAUAAUGUCGAGGAGAAUAUUGACGCGGAUGACGAGUCCUUGUGUGAACGAGUGAGGGAUGAAGAACAACAAGCAGAAGAUGAAGAGGUGAAAGUUCUCGAGGCAACAGAAGUUGAGGAGGUCCAAGUUAUCGAGAUGUCCGAAGAACCUAAGGUAAUCGAAACAUUAGAAGAACUCGAAAGCGUCCUGGAAGAUGUACUUGCGCCGCCAACCAAUUGUCCGGUUGUUUCCAAAGUUAAAACGACAGUGCCAUUUGGCCUGGAUUUGUUGAUGGAAAGAAAUCGUCUGCAACGUGAUUUGCCGAAGUCAGUCACAGAGAAAAGAUUUUUGGCGCGUAUCAAUCCUGGCGAUGCGGCUGCUGCUGAAGCCGAGCUUAGCCGACAAAUAAGUCAAUCUGAUUUUGAAAAGAUGGAAGUAGUUGGCCAGUUUAAUUUGGGCUUCAUAAUUGCCAGACUGAAUUCAGAUCUUUUUAUAAUCGACCAACACGCCGCUGAUGAAAAAUACAACUUUGAAACGCUGCAAAGAACUACGCGGAUUCAACCACAGAAACUCGUUUGUCCCAAACCUCUGAAUUUGACGGCUGCCAACGAGUCGCUCUUAAUAGAAAAUAUGGAAUUAUUCCGAAGCAAUGGUUUCGAGUUCGUCGUUAAUAAAGACGAGGACCCCACAAAACGUGUUUUGUUAAGUGCCGUGCCAUUAAGUGGCAACUGGCUGCUUGGUCCGAGUGAUAUCGACGAGCUGCUAUUCAUGCUACAGGACUCUCCAAUGAAUGAGGAAGAGGAUCGUAGCAAUGUGAGUCAAGCUUCAUUGGCGCGUUACAGGCCUUCGCGCGUUAGGGCUAUGUUUGCCUCUCGAGCUUGUCGCAAAGCUGUCAUGGUGGGGGAUCCGCUUACUUCAGUUCAGAUGACUAAUUUGCUGCGUCAGAUGAGCAACUUGCAACAGCCUUGGAAUUGCCCGCACGGACGUCCUACCAUGAGACAUUUAAUCAACACAGAUGUGGUUCAGUAAUUCAUUGGGCAAAUUUAUAUAUCAACGUGUCAUUAGUACAUAGAUUUUCUACCACUCUCACACGCUUAUAGUUUUGAAUAUAUUGAAACCAGUUAUAGCUGUGCUGAUAAUCAUGCCAGGAAUUUGCGGAUGCCAGUGCAGUUCUUUAAUUUCCUUCUGUCCCUGAUGGAUAAACAGUAAUUGUGGUGCUAAGUCCUGCAGAAAAAAAUAUACAGAGUCAAUGAAG